Molecule: messenger RNA, 2385 nt
Organism: Somion occarium
Lineage: Eukaryota; Fungi; Basidiomycota; Agaricomycetes; Polyporales; Cerrenaceae
Source: the annotation of a GenBank genome assembly
CUCGCAGGGAAUUCGACCGAUCGCUGCCUCGUGGCUACUGAACAAGUGAUAUACCCGACGCCCAUAAAUGGUUAUCCAAGUUUCCCCGACACAUUCCUUGACCGAUUCUGAGCUAAGUAUGCCUCUAGCCACUCCUUCUACAGGAGGCACAGUCCCAGUUCUAUUCGCAACAUGUCAAUACGGGGUUCCCAUAUGGCACAUUGACAGUCUCUUAGGGCUCUCAUCCCAGACGUGCUGCCCUAAAUUUUUACUUUCUACUAAAAUGAAGAACACUAUAUCUAUAUCACUGCCGUUGUGAUCGAGACUACCACAUUUGCAGAAUGCCAGCCUUGUUGCUGCUACUGCCUGCCACCGAUCCUGCCAGCCUCAGCAGUAAAGAGCACCUCGAUCUCCUUUUUGUUAUAAUUUUUAUCAUGCCCUUUACAGCGUUGCCGGUCUUCGCAUUUCUUGCCGCUGCCACGGCUGGCUUUGCAGCCGAGCCCAAUGACUGGAUCAAUGUUAAUUACAUCUUGCAACAAGCAGGAGGCGGGUCCUCUUUUACAUCAUUCUCACAAAAGACUAUCAUAAGCAAAGCAGGAAGCACCGCGAAAGAUGGUCCAUGGACAAUCAUGUCGAAAACUGGCGUCAAGCCUCCGAGUGGAGAUGUCCAUGACUAUUUAAGCUGGGCACCCUACCAUUGGCCGGAUUGCAACUGGUGUACUAAGGGCACCAAGCAGAUUGCCAAUCCGAAUGCCACAUCUGGAGAGCCGGAUGACGGUGCAGGCGAUGUCCCUGAGGAAGAUGCCCCAGACGACUCAGCGCAUGAAGAAAGUCUCGAUUUCGGAGAGAUUUUCCCCGACUAUUUCGUGAAUACCCAGCAGAAUGUCGCGCGCACCGACCACCGGAUGAGGCGAGUUAAGCGUGCAACAUCAAUUUGCUAUGACCUUCGCGACGUCGAUCUUCCCCUACCCAUCGUCGAUGAUCCACCUCCGCCUGAGCCUGCGUUGACCCCGCCUUUUGCUGUGCCUACCUCACAGCCUACUCAGGGUACGACGAGGACAAACAAGCCAGUUGCAGGUACGCCAUCUCCCGCCCAAGCAGCCGCUAAGGGGAAAGAGAAGGAUACUAAGGCUGCGUGCACACCUUCGCCCACAAAGAGUUUAGCACCGAGUGCUACUUGGACAACAUGUCCUUACGUUGUCCGUGAUGGAAAAGUCAAUCCCGAUGUGCGCACCCUCCCGGGCUCGAGCGCUGCUCAGGAUAUGCCGGAAUCGGUGCUCUUUAAUGCUCUUACAUAUGCUUUCUCCAAGUCCGGUACGACUUCGCAGAACGUCGGGAAGUUUGUCGACGCUUUUUUCCUCACCUCUUCCACCGCCAUGCACCCAAAUCUGAACUUUGGUCAACUCGUACGUGGUCCUGGUAAAGACCAUCAAAUCGGGACCUUCACCGGACCAUUGGACAUGCGUGGUCUUGUCAAAGUCGUAAACGCGAUUCAAUUGAUGAAGGCUCUGAAGGGUCCCGACUGGACAUCUGCAAGGGACCAAGCUUUAAUGAGUUGGAUGAAGACAUAUAUCGGCUGGUUGCAGAAUAGCGACCUCGGAAAGGAGGUAGCGGGUAAAGCCAAUAAUCAUUUGUCCUUCUAUGUCAGUCAGCUCUCUGCUGCCCAAGUCUUUGUUGGUGACAGCAAGGGAGCGACCAACACUAUCCAGAAUUAUUUCAUGAAGCAAUUCAAGGAUCAGAUUGCUCAGUCUGGCGAGCAGCCCUUUGAAGCCGUCCGAACACGACCAUAUCAUUACCGUGCCUUCAACUUGGAAGCGAUGAUUACGAAUGCGAAGAUUGCAGACCAACUUGGCGUCAAUGUGUGGACAACGAAGUCAAAAUACGGUGCCACCAUCCAAACAGCUUUGGACUAUGCCAUGGCACAGGAUCCUGACGGUGAGGACGUCACCGAUAUCCUCCCACACGUCGCCGCCGUCGCCGCCGCUUACGGCGAUCCGAAAGGAAAGUACAAUGCAUUUUUAAAGAAGCAGAAUAGCAACUAUAAAAGCGAGAGCUACUGGUUCUAUGACCAAACAGCGGCACUCCCGAACUCACCUGCGGCUGGGAAGCAGAAACGAGCGAUCGAUGGCAAUGAAGACGUGCCAACCUCUUCUGCAAAUGACACGUCGAAAGCUGCAGGGGAUACGGUGGCUUCAGAAACAAAGAUCAUUCCGUUCGAGUGUCCUGACGUGUUUUCAGAUGCGAAGAAGGUGGAGAUUGAGGACGGCUUGUUUGUGACUUGCGACGAGUUGGCCCCAUAUUACAAACUUCCUGCGUUGUCAGAUAUAUAGCCUUCUUAGGGUAGAGUUUGUUGUGUAUCUGGUUCCCCUGGGCACGCAAUUGCAAACGAUUGACAUUUGACCUACC